UAUUGAUGUAGAGAAAGGAUCGUGGUAGUGGCACAGAGGAGUUCACACGGCAUCAGUGCGCAGUCGCUUCACCAGUCGGAGCUCCGGUCUCCAGCGCUGCCGUUACGCACAGGUUCAUCUCAUUACCAAGCACCAGAUUUACAAAGACAAAUACGCGGAUUUUCGCCCUCUUUAUGACACGAUGUAAGGCAGAUAUGUGGGCUUUCCGUUGAGGGAUAUGGUCACUGCUGAGCUGCCAAAGUGGAGCCGCGCGUAUCACGGAUCGGGGCGCUCCUGCAGGGUCUAGGAUGCGCGCCCGGAACCUCCCGAUUCUUACCUGGGUUCGGGUCUGACCAGGAGUCCACUACCUCUGUUGGGCGCAGAGGAGGGAGGAGGACGCAGUCGACCCGCAACAGGAUGCCCGUGAUGAGAGGUCUGCUGGCCCCGCAGAACACUUUCCUCGACACCAUCGCCACCCGUUUCGAUGGCACCCACAGUAACUUUGUGCUGGGGAAUGCACAGGUCCAGUCUCUAUAUCCCAUCGUGUACUGUUCUGAUGGCUUCUGUGAACUCACUGGCUAUGCCCGAGCGGAACUGAUGCAGAAGAGCUGUGCGUGUCAUUUUCUGUACGGGCCAGAGACCAGUGAUAAGCUGAUGGCACAGAUGCAGAGCGCACUGGACGAAAGGCGGGAGUUUAAGACGGAACUGGUCUUCUACAAGAAAGGAGGAACUCAGUUCUGGUGUCUUCUGGAUAUCGUGCCCAUUAAGAAUGAGAAGGGAGAGGUGGUGCUCUUUCUAGUAUCACACAAGGACAUAACAGACAACAAGAAAUCCCAAGAUGAAGAACAGAGCCCAGAAAGAGACGUGGAGACGGGGUUGGAGGUGCACAAGGUUACGCGGCCACCGGGCUUCAAUGCCAACCGGCGGCGCAGUAGAGCUGUGCUUUACCAGCUGUCUGGACACCUGCAGAAACAAGACAAAAGCAAACUCAAGAUCAACAAUAACAUGUUUGGCGAGAAGCCGCCCAUCCCAGAGUACAAAGUGGCAGCCAUUCAAAAGAGCCGUUUCAUUCUUCUCCAUUAUGGCACCUUCAAAGCUGGCUGGGAUUGGCUGAUCCUGCUAGCGACCUUUUAUGUAGCAGUUACUGUUCCCUACAAUGUUUGUUUCACUGUUGUUGGUGGACGGGAUGAGUCAUCGACCCCUAGAAGUCCACCAAGUGUGAGCGACAUCCUUGUGGAAAUUCUUUUCAUGUUAGAUAUUUUGCUAAACUUCCGCACCACAUUUGUGAGCACAUCUGGCCAGGUGGUGUAUGAUGGACGAUCUAUCUGUGUGCAUUAUGUCACAACCUGGCUCUUCGUGGACCUGAUUGCCGCGCUACCUUUUGACCUGUUGUAUGCCUUCAAUGUCAGCGUGUACUUUGGAGUUCAUCUGCUGAAGACUGUUCGAUUGUUACGGCUUCUACGCUUGCUGCAAAAGCUGGAGCGCUACUCCCAAUACAGUGCAGUUGUACUCACAUUACUUAUGUCGAUGUUUGCCUUGCUGGCACAUUGGAUGGCCUGUGUCUGGUACAUAAUCGGGCGCAGCGAGAUUGAGAAUAACAGCCCUGGUUCCUGGGACAUUGGCUGGUUGCAUGAGCUGGGUAAACGUCUGGGCACCCCCUACUUCCUGUCUCCUCUUGCGUCCCUCAUUCCUGAUUCACUGCGCUCCACUAUCUUGGAUGGAUUGGUGGUCAAUUCAAGCCAGGGAAGCGGCACUGAUUUGGUGGGACAUGAGUCUGUGUGGAACUCGAGCCAAUGGAACACAACAGGAGAAGGUCCGGUGGGCACUUCAAAUGCCGGACAGACUGCAGCUGUAUUGGGAGGCGGGCCCUCGAUUCGGAGUUCAUAUGUGACGUCCCUGUACUUCGCUUUAAGCAGUCUGACCAGCGUGGGUUUUGGCAAUGUCUCAGCCAAUACUGACUCAGAGAAGAUCUUCUCUAUCUGCACCAUGCUGAUUGGAGCACUCAUGCAUGCCGCGGUCUUCGGUAACGUGACGGCCAUUAUCCAGCGGAUGUACUCACGGCGCUCGCUCUAUCACACUCGAACCAAAGACCUCAAAGACUUCAUCCGUGUGCAUCGGCUGCCCAAGGCUCUCGCGCAGCGCAUGCUGGAGUGCUUUCAAACGACGUGGUCUGUCAACAACGGCAUCGAUGUCAGCGAGCUUCUGAAGGACUUCCCAGAUGAACUGCGGGCUGACAUUGCCAUGCACCUGAAUAAAGAGCUGCUGCAGCUGCCUCUGUUUGAAUCAGCCAGUCGAGGGUGUCUGCGCUCUCUGUCGCUCAUCAUCAAAACUUCUUUCUGUGCUCCUGGGGAAUUCCUUAUUCGCCAGGGGGAUGCUCUGCAAGCCAUAUACUUUGUGUGCUCGGGCUCCAUGGAAGUGCUUAAGGACAACACUGUGCUGGCUAUACUGGGAAAAGGGGACCUGAUCGGCUCGGACUCGCUGACAAAAGAGCAGGUGAUCAAGACCAACGCAAACGUGAAAGCUCUGACAUAUUGUGACCUGCAGUACAUCAGCCUGAAAGGACUGCGAGAGGUGCUGCGCCUCUAUCCUGAAUACGCCCAGAAAUUUGUCAGCGAAAUUCAGCACGAUCUCACCUAUAACCUGCGGGAGGGCAGUGGAGCUGACCUGGACUGGGAAAGCAAUGGUGGUCUGGUGAAGAAACUUCCUGCUAUCCGUGAGGACGAGGAGAAUGAUGAAGAGCAGAACUCAGUGUCAAGAGCCCCACGGUCUCCUCUUCGCCUAACCCGGGGGCUCAACUCCCCACUGCGAUCGCCACUCCUCCCCCCUCGCCCCUUCCGCCCUCCAUCAGACCACACGCGACCCGCCACCCUCCAGAUACCUGUGGUCAGUUUCAGCAGCGCCCCUCCAGAACUCAGCCCCAGGUUUGUGGAUGGUAUAGAGACAGAAAGCAAUUCCAGCUCAACACAAAGGUUUGAGUUUGGUCCCAGCCUACCUCAGAGCGGCCCCCCAUCCCCUUCCCCAGUGAACCAGGAGCAGCUGGAGACCAAGCAGAGCAUCACCAAACUGAGCGAGGAGAUGACUAGUCUAUCCCAGCAAGUCUCUCAGCUGAGCAAAGAGCUACAGGAAAUGACACGUCUCCUCCGGCCCUUGCUUGUCAUUGGAUCUCAACCCCUCCUAACAGCCAUCAGUCCAGCGAUACCUCCGUCUCCCAGCAGUAGCAGUGGUCCAACAAUAUCCACACCACCAUCUCCUUCGCCCACAGCCCCACUGUCUGCACAACUCAGGCCUACAUGCUUACUAUUGGACAACGCAGAAACUGGAAGCAUUGGCUUGCCCAGCUGCCUCAUACCCACCAGCCCACCUCAGAGACACCAAGCACAUGCUCAGGUGUUUCCAGCAGGCUGUUUGAGGGGACCUUCCCUGCCAGUUCUCCUUUCUCCAGUGACAGCCCAAACAGAGGGGUCAGGCGCCCAGGUAGCUCCGACCCAGCCACCGCAGACCAGUCACCCUUCAAAUCCAUCUCUAGCCUUUUCUUCCCCGAUUUCUUCUUUCCGCUCCCAGUCUACUUCGUGCUCUCCCUGCCAGGGGCCUCACCGACCUGCCAGUCACAGCAGAGGUUUCCUACCAAGACCCCCCUCACAGGACACCCCACCUCCACCACCCUCGAUCAACAACUCCCCUGGCGACCACAGGCUGGGGAUCAACCCAUUUCCAUCGUCGCCUUCCUCUGCUGACGCCACUCCUCGGAUUCAGCCACGGUCAUGCACUCCUCCUUGUUCACAAACCUCCCCACCCUUGCCCUGCUCCCUGGACUCCCUGCCAGAAACCCAGGCCUCUUUUGGGACUUCCUGGUCCCCGCAAAACCCCAGUUCGGGACCUCCUCAGUUAGAGUUUGAGAUGCAAGAGUGGGCAGCAGGAGGGAGGCCUACCACAGAGCACAUCAGCUUCAUAGAUGAAGAGGGACCGCCACUGUGAGUGACUGAAAGAUGAAUACUACAACUAGUUGACUUAGCAAAUAAUGGAGUAAUGAACUGGGCCAGCAGCAAUUACCCCAACACACCUACAUUCUGAAUAACAGACAACACUGUUUGCUGUUUCUACAGGAUAACACUCGUAAUUGGACAAAUUGUGGAUCUGUUCCAAACCCCAGUGAGCUGCCUAGCUAGACAGCAUUUUAAGCCAUCGUAUGCAUGACACUUACACCUUUUCCAAAUAGUAGACAGCUAAAAUGAUGUGGUUUUGUAAGGAUUUGGGCCAAAGUCACCGUUGCAUUUAUGCAUCAUGGAUAAGAUAUUUCAGAAUGUAUUGCGAAUCAGUAAAAAAGGUUAAUUCGGGAUGGUCCCAAUUGUUGCAUCAAACAAAACCACACAAGAGUUCAUGUCAUGGUGUAAAUACCAUACUUGCGAGAUGACAACUCAGACGCUCUACUUGGCGCUAUUCAUGUCCUCAGACUCUAAAUGAUGUAUUUCUACAGCAAAAUUAUUAAUGCCAAAAUGAUGUGCAAUUUGAGUAAUCAUUAGACAAAAACACAAUAGUAAGUAACAAUUGUUAUGUAAUUGCUUAAAGUUUAAUUAGCAGGACUACAGAUAGUUACACUAUUCAGAUAAUAAUUGCAUUAUUAAGACAUUAACAAUAGGCAAUUUUAAGGAUUCAUUUUACUGCUGAAGCCACUGGCAUUCUUAGUGUUUCCGCAUGACGUUGCAGUUUUUAUGUGGUACAAGUUGGACCUUUCAGAAAAUUCUGUGAAUUUUGUAAUUAUCAGGCCUGAGGAUGUGAGCAUUUUUUUAUAUAUAGAGACCCCGCAAUUAUGGUAUUUAAAACAUGACAUGAACACAUUUAUUCACAGUUGACUCCAACACAGCUUAAGUUUAAUAUGCUGCUAAGCUAAUGCAAACUGAACUUUAACAAUGAAAAUCCCAUCUAAUUAUAUAUUAACAAUAUUUAGCAUAAUACUGUGUACUACAGUAUGUAUUUUUGAGUCAGCUAUUAGCUUAGCAACAUGAUAACGUCUAAGUCUCUAGUGCGGAUGUGGUCAGGCUAAGAGACAAGCUGUUUUUCAGCAAGGAUAGGCUAUGAAAAAUGUCAGAAUACAGUGAGGCAGCUCACUAUGAUUUGAAACAGCACCUCAGUACUUGAUACCAGCCAAUCACUCUCCUCUGAGCACAACUUCAUGAAGUUUUUCUUCUAAUGGCUUUAUAGGGCCCUCAGAGGCACUAUAUACAUCACAGAGCAUGGUGACCCAAACUGCGAGCAUCCCGCAGCGGUCAUAGAAACAUUCAUAGAAUUGAAUAUAACAUAAGUGAAAGUGCACUGAUAAACUUGCAUGUCUGUACACUAAUCAUGCACAGAAUACAGGAAUUGUCAGGUGGUGUUUCUAAUCUCUGUAUUACCAAAAAAUAAAGUUAAUACUCUAAGAUUUUCCCACCUUAUGAAACAAGUUUAUAUUUAAAUUUUCAGACUUGGUAAAUGAAUGAAGCCAUCACAUUAUCACCAUAAUAAUUCAUUUGUUUCCUCCAGACUGUCUUAAGCCAGGGUUAACACAUUCAGUAGCCAGAACCAUGAGUUGCAUAGUUAGGUCAGAAGGAUGACCUAUAGGGAAAUGCAUUUUCUCCACUUCUGAAAAAUGAUCAAGUUUGGUCAGUUUAUAGAUUUCUUCAUUAUAUUCAGUCAAAAAACAAAGUAUGAUUUAGAGUAAGCAGAAAGUGUAAUACUUUGCUCACAUGCACAUAGAUCCAACCAGUGUCUAAAAUUAUGUGGUAAAUGCUAUAAAUAUUUUUUUACCAGCCAUGAAACUAUAUUUUACAUUAUUUACUUAAAAAGUAUAUAUAUAAUUCUCUAUGACAAUGGAUUUAUUUAGCCAUUUGUCUCUUGAAUAGUUAGAGCAAUUAGUGCAGAACAUUGCGUUGUUCAAGGCAUCACAUUUAAGCCAAACUCUCGACAACGCCACCCAUCCCCACAAGAAAAAAAAACAAAAACAAAAAAAAACUUGCCUUUCUUGUUUCAUUUCAGUGGUAUAAAUGUCACAAGUGUCCCACCUCAUUUCUAGAGCUAUGACAAUAAA
Pimephales promelas (fathead minnow) is the source of this 6040-nucleotide messenger RNA. RefSeq names its product potassium voltage-gated channel, subfamily H (eag-related), member 3 (gene kcnh3). The record is from RefSeq and is a predicted model, not a curated record. Gene Ontology annotation, biological process: regulation of membrane potential; potassium ion transmembrane transport. Gene Ontology annotation, molecular function: voltage-gated potassium channel activity. Gene Ontology annotation, cellular component: plasma membrane. Lineage: Eukaryota; Metazoa; Chordata; Actinopteri; Cypriniformes; Leuciscidae.